AUGCAAACCUUUAAAAGGCAACAAUCCGAAAAGCGCACUAAUUUAGCGCCCGUAGAACCCACUCCCGCGGAGAGAAGGGCCGUCUCCGUUGAUAGGCGCGCCGUGCUCACGCGCACCACGUCAAGGCUCACCACAACAGAAACGCUGCCGCGAUCGAGCGCGCCGGACUUUCUAGAGACGCCGUGUUUUUCAUCGCAAGACGUGGCCGCUCCGUCCGUCGACCCUGACGACUCUGACUGGCAGAACGAGAGCAGCGUAGACUUUUGUCGUCUGGAUGCCGAAGUAGAGAGCCAGAAUGAUUUCAACCUAGACCUCGAUAACGCCUCUUACAAUGACGAGAAAACUAGGGAUCCCUGGCCCCAGGAAGACGCGAUAUCUGUCACGACGUCCCAUAUCCAGGAGGAGCUUGAGACGACUUGGAUACUGAACCUGAGCAUGCAUUUCCGAGACAAGUCAAAUCGAGAAAAGUUUUUCGUCACCUACCGCGAGCAGCACGAGACCGAAGAUGUCUGGCGGCGCGUAACCGUGUCUUUAGAUUACCGAAAGGCGCCCGAGGACUCCCUCGAGAUGGAGUUGAUGAAGACCAAGUUUCAGCGAGAUAAGAGCGCUAGGGUCUACGAGGCCAUUCGCGACAGCCUCAGCGCUAUCCGCUUUUACGACACAGUGACGAAUUUGAAACUCCAGACCACUGAUGGCCGACUUCACGUGCAUGUUGCGGAAGAUAUGAAUGAGCUUAUCACGUAUCCUGCCGUGCGCGAGGUGCAGCACCUCCGGUGCCACAGGAUCCGAGAACGAGACAUUGUUUUCGACUCGCACAUGUCAGGGUUUGUCUACAAAGUCCAACAGCGUCAUAACCUUUUUGGCGUUGUCGUAGACAAUGCGGAUGAGCACGUCAAGGGGUUGCUCAUCAGCUACGCAGAACGCGGACCACUCAUGGAUAUUCUAUAUGACCAUCGACCCGGAAACGACCAAGGGCUUGCGAGGCUCCCUUUUGCAACCCGCGCGACUUGGGCAAAACAAGUGGUGCAGGGGCUAGCCGAUGUCCACGAGUCCGGGUUUGUUCAAGGUGACUUCACACUGUCGAAUAUUGUGGUCGACAGCAUGGGCGAUGCCAAGAUUAUUGAUAUCAACCGACGAGGCUGCCCAGUCGGAUGGGAGCCCCCAGAAGCACGGCCGCUCCUCAAAAGCAGCCAGGGGAUAUCGAUGUACAUUGGAGUCAAGUCGGAUUUGUACCAGCUGGGCAUGGUGCUCUGGGCCCUUGCCAUGGAGGACGAUGAACCUGAAAAGUACGGUCCGAGGCUGGUCCUCGGACCGGACGCGGACGUCCCCCAUGGUACCGACGGCUCCAACAUCGCUCCUCUGCCUAUUCCCCUCGGGCCUAUCGGACGGCAUGUCGCGGCAUGCCGCGCGGUCGCCCCUGAGUUUGGAGACUAUUCGGAGAAGUCGUUUGCUUAUGCAUCUGGGGGAGGGUUGGUGGGCGGCAUGCCCGAGAUCCGGGCCGUAUCUCCCUCGGACCGGUGGACGUAUACUAGCUUUAUGAACCCUGCCGACGUGGGCUACGUGGGCUACGAGACGCCCUGCGCCUACUCACCUCGCGGCAGGUCACCACCAAGCCCCUUGCCAAGUAACUUUGGGCAGUACGCCAUGCACAGGGCCUAUCGCGAUGAUUCCCGCAGUCUCUCGGCGCAGAGGACUUCGUACAGCAACGAUGUCUUACCGACAGGAACUGAGAAGAACCAGCAAGGCGAGUUGCCGCAAAAGGAGGAAGGAGAAGGGAGCUCUUCGGCUGGCUCACGCAGGACGAUAUCCGGGGCCCGGGACGAGGUUGAUGACGGGGAGGAGCAAGAAGUGGCGGAAACGAGUAGGCGCGAAGUGGAAGAGGGUGAAUCUUGUGACGGACGAGGAUCUGUUGUGUUUACAACGCCGAUUCAAGCCGAGGCACGCCAGGCGGUAUCCCGAGAGAGGAGCGUAUCUGCAAGAGUAGAGUCUUCCAAGCCGACGGGUCAGGAAACGGAAGCAGAGCCAACCGAAAAUGUUGGCUGUCUGGAUCAGGCCAUUGCUCCCGUGGGCGAGGUGGAGAGGGCAAAGGCGACGGGGAUUACAGAACCCGAAGGCCAAGCCAGUUGGGACAGGGAGAGCGAGGCCACGACGACGUCGGUGCGCAAGGCACCGGUGGAGUCUGGGGCGGAAUCAGCGGGUCCAACAGAACCGGGAGAGACAUCUGAAGAUCACGGCAUAGACGCUCCGGUGGUCAUCUCAGUGGAUGAUGACGAGGGCGGCAACGGGGAUGACGGCGACAGCGGCGUCCCCAAUGCCAGCCCCGAAGACGGUGCUAGACUGUGA
Parascedosporium putredinis is the source of this 2343-nucleotide messenger RNA. The record is from the annotation of a GenBank genome assembly. Lineage: Eukaryota; Fungi; Ascomycota; Sordariomycetes; Microascales; Microascaceae.